Ostertagia ostertagi is the source of this 1161-nucleotide messenger RNA. The record is from the annotation of a GenBank genome assembly. NCBI's taxonomy places the organism in Eukaryota, Metazoa, Nematoda, Chromadorea, Rhabditida, Trichostrongylidae.
AUGCGUCUGACGCUUUUACUGGCUAUAUGUGGCAUAGCAUUGGCCAAACAUCAUAAGCGGAGAGUUCCAAUCAUUGACCUACAUGGAGCCGACCAGUUGGUGGCGAACAUUCGCGAGGACGAGAACGUUCUCACCACCGUGCCGGAUCUUUCCAUCGUUGCCGAAACAGGUCCUGUUUGCAAGUACCUGCUGACUUCAUCGGACAAAGAGGUACCGUUUGAAGUGCAGGUCAUCGAUCAAUUCACUGGAGCAGCCGUCAUCAGGGUGAAGGAUGCAUCCACACUGGAUUGCCGGAAGAAUCAGUACGACCUGCAAGUGGUCGCCGUUCGAUGUGAGGACGACAGUAUCCGCAGCGAACCGGUUCUACUGAAAGUAUCGGUGAAGGACACAAACAACCAUUCACCUGAAUUCGACAGCCCAUGGUACACAUUCACCGUCGAUGAAGGGAAAGUCCAUGAUGAAAUUGCCGUACUGAAAGCCACUGAUGCCGACUGUGGUAACCCCUACGGGCAGAUUUGCGAUUUCGAAAUCGCCAAUGGUCUCAACGAUUUCCCAUUUUCCAUAAAUAACCAGGGAGUCUUGCGGAAUACCAAGCCGCUAAACUACACAGCCGCGAAAUCUUACAUUCUUACGGUAGUGGCAAUUGAUUGCGGAAUGAGACGAAGCAAAAGUGCUCUGGUUACGGUAAAUGUGAAGGAGACCUGUGUUCAGGGUCAUACCGGCAUCACAGACAGGCUCAGCUACAUGGCCGGAAAUGGACCAAAACUCGUACUGCCGAAUGUGCAAGCUCACAUUUGUGCACAGAAAUCGGCUUGUGACGUAAAGAGUGUUCACUCAACGGUUAAGCUCCAAGCAGGUCAUGUCACUGAAGGGUGCUCAAGGGACACACUGUUUACUAACGAGACCUUCGAAAGUUGCGGACUUUCUUCGGCCACAGUCUCUCUGCUUCCGUCCAAGUCAGUCUUUGAAGAAGAAUCCUCUCCAGCAGAUGUUACCUUUGAUGGUGCCACCAAUGCGAUCAUCGUGUCCAAAGAUACUGUACCCAAUCUCGUACCGGACAAGUUCUCGCUAACCUUCUCCAUGAAACACGCUCGUGGAACGAAAGACGAUCAGAAGAACAAGAAGAACAUUCUGUGCGAAUCAGAUGAAGAAGGUAAUUGA